UGUAACACAAAAGGAAAAGGAAACUGAGGCACUCAAGCAAAGGAUCCAAGAGAUGCAAACCAAUGAACAGCAGCAACAACACUUAAGAUCUGCUUUAAAAGACAAGGAAAAGGAAACUGAAAAACUCCAGCAAAGAAUUCAACAGAUUGAAGCCUCUUACCAACAGCUGCACUAUAAUGCAGAACAUUCUGUAACACAAAAGGAAAAGGAAACUGAGGCACUCAAGCAAAGGAUCCAAGAGAUGCAAACCAAUGAACAGCAGCAACAACACUUAAGAUCUGCUUUAAAAGACAAGGAAAAGGAAACUGAAAAACUCCAGCAAAGAAUUCAACAGAUUGAAGCCUCUUACCAACAGCUGCAAUAUAAUGCAAAGUAA
Messenger RNA from Fundulus heteroclitus (mummichog), 376 nucleotides. Its product is annotated as transcription activator MSS11-like. The transcript is spliced from 8 exons. The record is from RefSeq and is a predicted model, not a curated record. NCBI's taxonomy places the organism in Eukaryota, Metazoa, Chordata, Actinopteri, Cyprinodontiformes, Fundulidae. Bases 53 to 376 code for a protein of 107 amino acids.